CAACAUUAGGAUUGAUUUGAGUGUGAAUUGAAAUCUGAAGACAAUUACAAUCACCACAAAUGGAUUCAAAUGAAGUGAACCAACUGAUCAGCAAGAACAUCUCGUGGACUAAACUACCAGAUCAUGUCAAACAGAGUAUUGGAAACAGCGAUGAAUACGAUAAAAAAGUCCUCGAGUUUAGUGUCAAGAAUCAGAUGAGAUAUCGCAAGAACUUAGCUCUUCUCACGCUUCUGAAUAAUGCUUCUUCACAACGCUAUAUCAGCUGUCGUGAAGUAUGCGGAAUGAGAAUAACUCCCUUUCAAUACUACAAUCAAAUGAUCAGUGAUUUGUUGGAAACGGAGAGAAAUUACGACACUUUACCCAACUUUACGGCCGCAGACUGUCUAAGACUUCUUGGAAUCGGUCGAAACCAAUACAUAGAUCUCAUGAAUCAGUUCAGGUCUUCGAAGAAGUUUUUAGGAAUGAUUCGCAAACCCAUCAAAGACUUGUUGCCCAACAAACCCGUCGCUAAUAUAAUGAUUGACUUUUGGUGGACAAUAAAUCCCGGAUAUAUUACCGAAGAUGAUGUCAAACAUAUGGUGACUCCCAAUGAGAAGAUAAUCGUUGAUAAAAUUCUUAGUGAAGACCCGAUUCCUUGCCAACUGAAGACUGGAGAAGUGAACCAAAGCGAUGUGAGAAGUCUUUACCAAAAAGGACUCAUUUAUUUCGAUAUUCCUAUUGAAGACUCAGAUCUCAUACAUAUCCCUCCUUUGGAAGGGUUUGUCAUGAAUCGAGUGACCGGUGAUUACUUCGAGACUCUGUUGUAUAAGAUAUUUGUGUCCAUUGAUGAAAAGACAACAGUUUCUGAGUUAUCGAGUGUUUUGCAAAUUGAGUCCUCACUUGUGAAGAAUGCUAUUUCCAUGUACUGUCGCUUAGGCUUUGCUUUUAAGAAGAACCACGACUUCACUCUCGAUGACUGUCAUUCCUCGUGGACCAACUCUGGACACCGACUCUCGUCGAGUGACACCAAUAGUCACACGAAUGAGAAACCUAUUGAUCGCAAACACAAUAAGCAAAACAUUUCCAAAUUUAUCAGUUCUUUGCCGAAUGAGGACGAAGUGAGCAGUGAAGGCAUCGAUGUGUUUGAAGGCGAGUCCGAUACCAACACUAAAGAUAAAUCUUCGGCUCAAAACCAUUCAAUAAAUUCCAAUCAUGUAAUGGCAACCAAUUCAAGUGAUAUUAAAAGGAUUGGUCUCUUAUAUGACUCAACUUUGGCCGCAUUCCUAAUGAUGGGUAAUCUGGCGCCGGGA
Molecule: messenger RNA, 1289 nt
Organism: Oppiella nova
Lineage: Eukaryota; Metazoa; Arthropoda; Arachnida; Sarcoptiformes; Oppiidae
Source: the annotation of a GenBank genome assembly